CACUUCGUUGCGUGUGCGUGUGUGUGCUGAAUGUAAUUCUCUACUUGUGCGAGAAGUUCACUACGAUUUUCUGUUUUUUCUGUUAUUUAAACAAUUAAUUGUACCAUAUGCCACUAGUAUCCCGUACUCCGAAUCGAUGUAACUUUGAAGAAAGUUUCUGCCGCGUAUGCACAUUCCACUACAGCAGUCAGUAGAAGAUGAGAAAGACGCGGCAAGCCGCUGAAUUUUCAGAGCUCAAGGAACUGGUACAUCAACUACGAGUCUGCGAUUUACAACAGUUGCUUGGCGAAAAUAACAUUAGCCGAAGUGGUCGAAAAUCUGAUCUAGUUGAUCGCGUGCUGAGCUUAGUUCGACAAAACGUUGCCGUACUGAAGCAUCGUGUUCGUGAGCUUCAUCGAAAGGCUCAGCAAGAGACGCAAGAACUUCUCACUUCGUCAAAUAAUCCAGCUGGCAGUACAGUGAACCAGUCCUUACUGCCACAGGUUGUGUUGCAGUCCGUCGAGAGUAACGCCCUAGCGGUUCAGUCGCUUCUCGCUUCGGGUGGACAUCUUAAUAUCAGCAGUGGUAUUGGCGGUAUCGGCAAUAACGGUACCGUCGUGACUAACGCCAGCAAUAACAACGUUCACAGUGUCAAUAACGCGCGUACGGCAGCGGGAAUGUACCAGCAACAGUACGCGAAUGCCGUGCAAAGUGACAACCGGGUCGGACAGCCGGUGCACGCCAACGGCAUCGGUGUACCGGGCUACACCGAUUACCCGAUAUACCCUGACGUACAACUGAAAAAGCUGGCCUUUUUCGAUGUUAUGGCAACACUGCUGAAACCGGCUACUUUGGUUCCUAGCAACACAACACAGCGUGUGCAAGAAGGUUCCUUUUACUUCCAUCUAACACCCCAACAGGCGAAUGAAAUCGCUCUCAACCGCGACAUCAGCAAUCCUAACAAGAUGGAGCAUAUUGUGCAGGUACAGCUUCGAUUUUGUCUGCUAGAAACAACGUGCGAGCAGGAGGAUUAUUUUCCGCCCAACAUAGUAGUGAAAGUGAACAACAAGCUGUGUCCAUUGCCGAAUCCCAUACCCACAAACAAACCCGGCGUAGAACCAAAGAGACCUCCGCGACCGGUGAACAUUACGCCGCAAGUGAAGCUUUCUCCGACUGUCGCGAAUCACAUUGCCGUUUCCUGGUGCACCGAGUACAAUCGCGGAUAUGCUGCAUCCUGCUACUUGGUCCGCAAACUGUCGUCAGCACAACUCCUUCAAAGGCUGAAAACAAAAGGUGUAAAAGCGGCAGAUUACACACGAGCAUUAAUCAAAGAAAAACUGAAGGAAGAUGCUGAUUGUGAAAUUGCUACAACGAUGUUGAAAGUAUCGUUAAUUUGUCCGCUGGGAAAGAUGCGCAUGAGUACCCCUUGCCGUUCAUCAACCUGCUCCCACUUGCAGUGCUUUGAUGCGUCGUUGUAUCUUCAGAUGAACGAACGCAAACCGACAUGGAACUGUCCGGUUUGUGACAAACCGGCUGUAUACAACAAUCUAGUAAUUGACGGGUACUUCCAAGAGGUUCUGGCUUCACAUAAGCUUUCGAGCGAAGAUACAGAAAUUCAGCUGCACAAUGACGGUUCAUGGAGUACACGCGUCAAACAAAACGAUUCUGACGAUGGGUCGCCUAGUAAAGUUGUGCAAAAGGUCGAAGUUAUAUCAGACGAUGUUGAAGUAAUAACCACGGAUCCUCCAAAACCGAGUAUUGUUUCGCAGACUUCAGUCAUCUCAACUAACGAACCAACUUCUACUACUACCUCCAGUGAAACGGUUGAUUUGACUCUGAGUGACUCUGAUGACGAAGUUCCUUCAAAGCGGAAGAAAACCAAUAACCGCACAAAUGGAGCGGGCAGUUCGAACAAUCCAACAACGUCCGCUUCCUCCACAUCUGCUGCAUCUGCUGGAAGCUCGUCGGCUAGUGCGGCAACAGUGGUAACUCGUUCCAAAAUUAACGAAGAUCCUUCAUCGUCAGUAAUAUCGCUCGAUUCCCCAUCGCCACCAUCGACACCUAACCCAACGCACAAUGGAAGUAACGAUGUGUCUUCGACUACCACACCUUCGUUGGCGGCAGCAUACCACUAUCAUCAUCAGCAAGAAUCUCCUGGUGGAAACGGCGGGUCUGGCGAACAAAUGAGCAAUUUCCAAAUCAAUCCGCUAGCGCUACAUCGAUAAGCCAUCAUGAGAAAUAAUGCCCGUCCCUCCAAAAAAGCUAUCGGCCAGAAAGCAGCAACUAUACUUUCCAUGAAACAAAUAAUGAUUUAUUUUUAGAUAACGUGUUCUAAGACACAACAUCAAAGUUAAAUCGUCAGUGCAUAUGUUAUAUGCAGCACACGUCGUCCUCCUUUCAGGUUUAACUCUCAAUUUAUACAAAUUUGUCGGUUUUACGUUGAAGGACCUCCAUAUAGGAAAGAAUAAUUAGCUGAGAUUGGAUUGGAGAACAUUGGCUUUGCAAUUAAGUCAUUAACAUCAAGUCCGCAUUUGAAAUCCCUAUCAAUUUUCGGCAAAAGUUUAUUUGCUUUAUUAUGUUAAGAUUUUUGUGCUUUACCCUAUAUUUGUAUGAAGGCAAAUCAGCAAAUUAGACUUUUCAAGUACAAGUCGUUAGAAUGAAAAUAUCAAUGAAAACGGAUGCAGUAAACAUUAGUUAGAAAGACUUGUUAUGAAUAUAUUAAAAUGAUUGAAAACAUAGGAUUCCCUAGUCCGGUGGUGUUGACAAAUUGUGCAUGAAAGGUGAGGGAAGAAACGCUUCUUUACGAAGAAUGACUUUGUACAAAAAUAAACAUUUUGUUCGUUUGGAUCAACGCGCUAUUUCUUAUUGGUAAAUUAUUUCGUAAAGGAAGGGAACUGAUCAUAAACUGAAGUAAUUUCAUGCAAAUGUGUAACUUACGCACCAUUUAGAACGUAGUAAGGCGAUAGGUUUAACUGUACGAAGAUUUUUAAUUUAUGUAACUUUUUUUCUAUGAAGAAAUAGCUGACCUAUGCUCUAUGUAAAUGCUCCUACCGAACUAAAUGUAUCAUAUACGACUUCAGUAUCUUGGGCAAGUAUCAGUAACUCCGUAUGCGAGAGCAGAAGCUGUCGUUUAUAUACAUUGCCAUUGGAAUUUACGCGACAUAUUUCGUAUGGAGUGCGACUCUCUAACUUUUUUUAUUGUUUUAGUUUUUGUUCUGAAAUGUUUAGAUGUAUAGUGUAAAAUUAAUAAAAUAUAUGCAUUCAAUGGGAAUGGAA
Molecule: messenger RNA, 3255 nt
Organism: Anopheles funestus (African malaria mosquito)
Lineage: Eukaryota; Metazoa; Arthropoda; Insecta; Diptera; Culicidae
Gene: Su(var)2-10
Product: E3 SUMO-protein ligase PIAS2
Exons: 11
Coding region: 198-2204 (668 amino acids)
Biological process (GO): regulation of transcription by RNA polymerase II; protein sumoylation
Molecular function (GO): SUMO ligase activity; transcription coregulator activity; zinc ion binding
Source: RefSeq, a predicted model, not a curated record